AUGUCUCAGCUCAAGCAGAUACACGCUCACACAUUGCGCGCCACAUCGACCACAAACCCACACACCCUCUUCCUCCAUAGCCGAAUCCUCCAUUUCUCUUCGCUCGCCGAUCUCAACUACGCGUUUCGGGUUUUCAAUCAGAUUGAGAACCCUCAUUCGUUCAUGUGGAACACUCUCCUCAGGGCCUGCGCACGAAGCUCUCAACGCGUAGAGCAGGCCAUGUUGCUUUACUGUAGAAUGUUAGCUGAAGGGGCUGCUAUGCCUGAUCAAUAUACGUUCCCUUUUGUUCUUAGAGCUUGUGCAUACUUGUUUGCCUUGUCCGAAGGGAAACAAGCGCAUGCCAACGCUGUUAAACUUGGGUUUGAUUCGGAUGUUUAUAUUAACAACAGUUUGAUUCAUUUGUACGCUUCUUGUGGGCGUUUGGAAUUGGCGAAGAAGGUGUUUGAGAAAAUGCGCGAAAGAAGCGUUGUGUCCUGGAAUGUUAUGAUUGAUUCGUUUGUUCGGGCUGGCGAGUUUGAGACUGCGCUGAAACUGUUUGGUGAAAUGCAGAAGAAGUUUGAGCCCGAUGGGUAUACAAUGCAGAGCAUUAUAAAUGCUUGUGCUGGUUUGGGUGCUUUGUAUUUUGGGAUGUGGGCUCAUGCUUAUGUGUUGAGGAAGUGUGAUGGUGGUCUGGCUAACGAUAUUUUGAUAAACUCUUCGUUGAUUGAUAUGUAUUGCAAAUGUGGGUCCUUGGAAAUUGCUCAGCAAGUCUUCGACAGAAUGCCUAAACGUGAUGUAACUACAUGGAAUUAUAUGAUUCUAGGAUUUGCCAUGCAUGGUCAAGCUGAGGCUGCCUUGAAAUAUUUUGAACGUUUGGUUAAAAAGGAGACCUUUGCGCCCAAUUCUAUCACAUUUGUUGGUGUUCUGAGUGCAUGUAAUCACAGAGGCAUGGUAAAUGAAGGACGCAAGUUUUUCGAUAUGAUGGUAAACAAGUACAGGAUUGAACCCCGAUUAGAACACUACGGAUGCCUAGCUGAUCUCUUGGCACGUGCCGGCUUCAUCGAAGAAGCUUUGAAUUUGGUGACAACAAUGCCCAUGAAACCCGACAUUGUAAUAUGGAGGAGUCUUCUUGAUGCAUGUAGUAAGCAGCAUGCUAGUGUUGAGCUAAGUGAAGAAGUGGCCAGGCAGAUCCUCGAGUCUACAGGAGGCCAAGGAGGUGUUUCUAGUGGUGUUUACGUGCUUCUGUCAAGAGUAUAUGCUUCAGCUAGCCGUUGGAACGACGUUGGAUCGAUUAGAAAACUAAUGACAGAUGACGGUGUAGCGAAAGAGCCCGGCUGUAGUUUGAUAGAGAUAGAUGGUGUUACCCAUGAAUUUUUUGCAGGGGACACAUCUCACCCUCGCAGUAGAGAAAUAUAUAGGGUUCUGGAUGUGGUUAAAGAAAGGCUUGAAGUAAUGGGUCAUGACCUAGUGAGAGAAUAG
Prunus armeniaca (apricot) is the source of this 1458-nucleotide messenger RNA. Lineage: Eukaryota; Viridiplantae; Streptophyta; Magnoliopsida; Rosales; Rosaceae. The record is from the annotation of a GenBank genome assembly.